AUGGCAUUUCAAGCUCCUCUAGCCAUACACCAUACCUCCACAGGUCAGAUGACCUUCCGAUCCCUACUGAGACUGCCAGCAGCUCUUCGUACAGCUGCGUGGAAAACGUCCCAAGCACGAUGGCAGUCUACAACAGCUCCGAAGCACCCGAAGACUGCCAUCUUCUUUCCAGGUCAAGGCGUCCAGAGAGUGGGCAUGACAACAGACUGGGCAGAAGCCUUUCCACGAACUGUGAAGCCUAUGCUCGAGGAGCUGGACGAGACACUCAAAGUGCCAUUGAGUAAGAUUAUCGCGGAUGGGCCGAAUAGCAAGCUUACGGCGACGGAGAAUGCACAGCCUGCGAUCAUGAUGACCUCGAUCAUUAUCCUGCGCGUGCUGGAGCGCGAAUUCGGCUUCAAGACGUCGGAAAGGGUGGAUAUCACUCUGGGUCACUCUCUGGGCGAGUUCGCAGCUCUGGUAGCUGCUGGAUACCUCCGACAACCAGAUGCACUACGCCUGGUGAGAAGGAGAGCUGAAGUCAUGGCGCGAUGCUCAAAAGAAGUUGGCGAGGAGGUUGGAAUGGUGGCCUUAGUAUGCGAGUCAGACCACCUCAGCUCCAUGGUGGAUGCCAUCCACGAAUUCCUCGGCCAUCAUAAUGAAGGCUCGAAAGCAGAUAGUGGUCCGGACUACGAGUUGCCUGCCGUGCAGCAAGUUCUGAUCGCCAAUGUCAACGCCAAGAAUCAGAUUGUGCUCUCCGGCAGUAUCAGGCGUAUCAGCGAGCUCUUGACCCAUCUUCGUCAAUUCGCUGGCCAUGACCCACGCGCAGUACGGCUGAAGAGCGACUCACCGUUCCACAGUCCCCUAAUGAAGCCUGCGUCGGAAUUGAUGAAGAAGCUCCUGGACCAGCCAUCCCAAGCUGCUAAAGGUGAAGACACGGUCGUCUGGCCGGGCAUCAUGCCUUGCGUGUCCAAUGUCUCAGCAAGACCAUUUGAGAGCCAGCAGCAGCUUAAGGACUACCUUGCUCGGCAAUGCGUGGAGACCGUACUCUGGCACGAUAGUAUCAUCUACCUUCACAAAGAGGAGAAAGUGAAGCGGUGGGUUGGCAUUGGGCCUGGCAAGGUUGGACGAAACCUGGUCGGUAAGGAGGUCGGCAUGAAGGGCGCGGUGAAGGGUGGUGGUGUAUGGGGUAUCAGUGAUCCACGUGAAGUGGAAGCCGUGCUGCGCGACCUUGAGAUGACUGAGCAUGCCGAGGAAUGA
Recurvomyces mirabilis is the source of this 1236-nucleotide messenger RNA. RefSeq names its product [acyl-carrier-protein] S-malonyltransferase (gene MCT1). Bases 1 to 1236 code for a protein of 411 amino acids. Gene Ontology annotation, cellular component: mitochondrion. Gene Ontology annotation, molecular function: [acyl-carrier-protein] S-malonyltransferase activity. Gene Ontology annotation, biological process: fatty acid biosynthetic process. The transcript has a single exon. NCBI's taxonomy places the organism in Eukaryota, Fungi, Ascomycota, Dothideomycetes, Mycosphaerellales, Teratosphaeriaceae. The record is from RefSeq and is a predicted model, not a curated record.